Molecule: messenger RNA, 309 nt
Organism: Oikopleura dioica
Lineage: Eukaryota; Metazoa; Chordata; Appendicularia; Copelata; Oikopleuridae
Source: the annotation of a GenBank genome assembly
AUGAAAAUUUUUAUCCCGCUUUUGGCGUUUUCGUUAUCAGAGCCGAUUCAUAAGAUUGAGAAGAGACAAGCUUCAAAUUUUCUUUCUGCAUGUGCUGAUAUGCCCGGAGCCGAAGAAACCUGUCGCGAGGAAAAUGCCCAUUAUGCGCCGACAGGUGAUUCCGGCAGUUCCGGAGGAGACAUUUAUGGACUGGCCUAUACUUCUAACAACGAUAACUCAGACGGCAAUCUUUACGACGAUUCGUGGCAGACUGAAGAUGAUUUUGACGCUAGGCAAUAUGAAGAUUUGAUGAUGGAAUCUCACGAAUAA